AUGGACGCCCUGCCUUUGCCAAAGCGACCUACCAGGGACUGGUCGGAGCUGCCUUUUGAUGCCCUUUAUUCAAUUUUUGCCAAUCUAGGGGUCGUGGAUCUUCUCAUGGGUGCGGGCCUUGUUUGCCACUCAUGGCUCGAGGCGGCCAAGGAACCUGAUCUGUGGCGAACCGUGCACAUGCAGCGCCACGAGAUCGUUGGCAUGAACACAAAUGAUUUGUUGGCAAUGUUGAAUGUGGCUAUCGACCGUUCUGAUGGGCGGAUAGAGGUGUUCGUGGGAGAGUAUUUUCUUACUGAUAAGCUCCUCAAGUACAUAGCGGACAGGUCGCCCAAUCUGAGGCACCUUGACCUUGUGAAGUGCUAUAGGAUCACGAAAGAAGGAUUGGCCGAGGCGAUACUAAGUUUCCCUCUGCUGGAGAAAAUCGUGCUCUGGGGUUACCGGAGAAGUGUCACGUGGGAUUUGUAUCAAGUCAUUGGUAAAACAUGCAAUCAACUCGAGUGCCUCGAGCUAUGCCAUGGGAGCAAGGAACAGACACUUGGGAUCGCGACAUUGCAAGGGCUGCGAGACCUGGCCCUCACACGCUGCAGCGUGAACGACGAAGAGCUGGCAUUUAUCAUUGAUAGUUGCCCUCUCCUGGAGCGUCUUCACGUGAGGGGUUGCUUCGAGAUCGCGGGCCAGCCAGUCCUGAUGGCCAAGCGUGCCAGGAUCAAGGCAAUAGACGCCAUGCCGAUCGAGCUGCCGAGGGGGCUGCCCUUCGCGGUGGACACUUGGACCCCCGCCUCCGCCCUCAAGCGCCAUCGCUUCCUCACCCACGCCCACCGCGACCACCUCGCCGGCAUCACCACCACCAGCGCCGCCGGCGCCGUCUACGCCUCGCGCCUCACCGUCCUCAUCGCCCGCCACAUCUUUCCUCAGCUUGGGGCGGACGCGUUCGUGGAGAUGGAGCUCGGUGCACCGGUUCUCGUCCCGGAUCCCGACGGCGACUUCACCGUCACCGCCUUCGACGCCAACCACUGCCCUGGCGCAGUGAUGUUCCUGUUCGAGGGCGCCUUCGGCAAUGCCCUGCACACCGGCGACUGCCGCCUCACCCCCGACUGCAUCCAGGGCCUGCCGUUCAGGUACAUCACCGCGGAGGCACCAGGAGCAAGCCAGGCGCCGCCGUCGUGCCGCAUCGACUACCUCUUCCUGGACUGCACGUUUGCCAAGUGCCCGCUGCAAUUUCCGGCCAAGGAGGCCUCCAUACGUCAGGUGAUCAAUUGCAUCUGGGAGCACCCUAAUGCGCCGACUGUAUAUCUCGUGUCCGACAUGCUGGGACAGGAGGAGAUACUAAUCGAGGUGUCCAGGGCGUUCGGGUCGAAGAUAUACAUCGACAGGGACAAUAAUUCAGAGUGCUACCACACCCUCUCGCUGGUCGCACCGGAAAUUCUCACCGAGGACGCCUCCUCUCGCUUUCAGGUGAUUGAAUUCCCCCGGUUGUCGGAGCGGGCGACGGAUAUGCUUGCAUUAGCACGGGCGAGGCAGCAGCCUGAGCCCCUCAUCAUCAGGCCUUCUACCCAGUGGUACGCGCACUAUGCGGCACCAGAGGCGUCGCUGAAGCAGAAGCCGGCGCUGACGGAGCCUAUGCAGGAUGAAUUUGGGGUGUGGCAUGUGUGCUUGACCAUGCAUUCGUCUCGCGAGGAACUGGAGCAUGCCCUGCGAUUCCUCCGGCCUAAAUGGGUCAUCUCGACAACACCUCCUUGCCUUGCCAUGGAUCUGGCCUAUGUCAAGAAACACUGCUUCCUGUCCCGGCUAAGCCCCGAUGAUCCCAUCUGGAAGUUGCUCAGAAUACCUCAUGGAAAUCCAACUGUCACAGGCUCACCACAGGCGGCGAUAACCACAGUAGAAGCCGUUAAGCAGAGAGAGGAAGAGGAGUCGGAAGACACUUGUUCUGCUGUUUGCAGCCAGGUAUUACAAGAUGAAGGACCAGUGUUACAAGAUUUUGCAAUUGAAGUGGCGCAGCCGGUGACAUUGUUUGGGAGAGCAAGGUUUGGAUUACCUCAGGACUGUGAACUGUGGAAAGACGAGUAUGAGAGUGUUCAAGUGGCCGAGGAGGUUAAAUUUGAGGAGGAAUUGCAGAAUUCAGAUACAAAAUCCUACAAGCUGUGGAGUUACGUUAAAUUUGACAAGGGCAUUGCCGGUGUGAUUGAUUCAACUCAAGCUGCAACAGAAGAGCUCCAUGGUUCGGUACUAGAACCUGAGUUUCAGAACGACUAUGAAUCCAUUGAUGGCAUCAGAGUCGAUAUUAGUGAAGAUGAAGUGCAUGAGUACAGCUCGAUUACUGAAGGCUAUGCUGAACUUGCGAAGGAUGCAAAAUGCAAUGAAGGCACGAAACGAAUCAGGUUGUCUAGAUUCGAAGUCAAAGAAGAGAGUUCCACUGCAAGAUCCAAGUUCUUGGAAGUUUGCAAGCCCAGGGAGAGUGUCAAACUCAUCGCUGAGACCGUGGGCAAACAAGCUAAAGUAGAAGCAACAGAAGAACUGCUUUCCGAGGAUCGCACUCUUCUAUCCGACAUUAGCAACAGAUCUGAAGGCCCUGACACUGACAGAGCAGAUACUGCUGGAGUCGGGUCAUCAAAGGUUUUGAAUGCAAAGCUGAGGAGGCUGUACAGGUCAAUGAACGUGGCAGUUCCCCGCCCAUUGCCGUCAUUGGUAGAGCUCAUGGGAGCCUCCAAACGACCAAGGGUCUCCUCCCAGUUUCUUCAUCUAUGAAAGGCUUUCUGUUAUCAUAGCACAAAUUAUUGUUAGGGCUCUAGGUUUGUCGCAAAUCCCUGUGCAGCUACAAAUUUGUUGCAAAUGUAUUCUGUAAAAUUUGUUGCGAAGUGAUUUAGUGGUUGUCAGUA
Hordeum vulgare subsp. vulgare (domesticated barley) is the source of this 2876-nucleotide messenger RNA. RefSeq lists its product as uncharacterized. The record is from RefSeq and is a predicted model, not a curated record. Gene Ontology annotation, molecular function: protein binding; 5'-3' DNA exonuclease activity; damaged DNA binding. The coding region runs from base 1 to 2745 and encodes 914 amino acids. NCBI's taxonomy places the organism in Eukaryota, Viridiplantae, Streptophyta, Magnoliopsida, Poales, Poaceae. Gene Ontology annotation, biological process: protection from non-homologous end joining at telomere; double-strand break repair via nonhomologous end joining; interstrand cross-link repair. The transcript is spliced from 7 exons.